UUGCCCCACGCUCACGCAUGUCCCGGAUGUACCUACAUUUUAGUAGAGGAACAAAAAAUGGGCUCGUUACCAAGCUUCACCAAACCGUUUAAAUUACCCCCAGAAACCAUCAUUGCACCUGUAUGAGGACCUGUCCGCAUGUUUGAACGAAGUGCAAGUCUAUUGUCGCCGUGUUUAUAAAGAGAUUCAUGAAAGUAAAGAGAUUAAAGUCGGAGGUGAGAGUUGUGGGCUGAGCGCGUUGACACCGAUUUGAGCUUCGCUCUGCUGUCAGGGCCUUCUGCCAUCCACCCCACCCGUCAGCCGUCUAGCAAAGAGUGAUGACCUCACAGCAGCAUGGGAAUGCCAACCCUGCCCUCAUCUCUCCACAGAACUCUUCCUCCAGUCAGGGCAGGCAACACAUUCCACGUUCCUCUAUAGACUCGUAUUCCCGAUCCGGGGUCUCCUCUCCUCGGAGAGGUUGGGUUGCGGCAUCCUCGUCCUCGACAGCUCACGGUAACUCUCUCGCACUCUCUCUAAGCCGCUUGACUCCUCCAUCCUGCGGGAAUUCCCACUCCUCUAGGAGACCCGCAUCCGGCAGGGUCGAGCCUUGGCCGGAGGAGGCCGUGGAUGAUGCGUAUGGGCUAUACUCACUUCACCGCAUGUUUGAUAUUGUGGGAGCGCAGCUGACGCAUCGGGAUGUGCGCGUGCUAUCCUUUCUAUUUGUGGACGUUAUUGACGAGUACGAGAGAGGAGGGAUACGGAGCGGCCGGGACUUCCUGCUUGCUCUGGAGCGACAGGGGCGGUGUGAUGAGACGAACUUUAGGCACGUUCUUCAGCUGCUCCGCAUCAUAACUCGCCAUGACCUGCUACCCUAUGUCACUCUGCGCAAGAGACAGACAGUUUGCCCAGAUCCAGUGGAUAAAUAUUUGGAGGAGACAUCUGUGCGAUACGUUUCUCCUAGAGGAGCAGGAGAGACUGGGCAGGGUACACCUCACAGAAGAACAGGACCCCAGCCAUUGAUCUGUUGUCCUCCUUCAGGACCCCAUGUAUGCCCACCGCGUGCUAAACCCAUCCCACCUGCGCCAAGCAGGAAACGGAAGAGAUUUCACACAACAGCCGACUGCAGAGAAAAACAGACCUGUGAUAUACGAUUGCGAGUACGUGCCGAGUACUGCCAACACGAGUCGGCUCUGCAAGGCAACGUCUUCUCCAACAAGCAGGAGGCACUAGAGAGGCAGUUUGAGCGUUUCAACCAAGCCAACACCAUCCUCAAAUCCCGUGAUCUGGGUUCCAUCAUUUGUGACAUCAAGUUCUCAGAGCUGACCUACCUGGACGCCUUCUGGCGGGACUACAUCAACGGCUCACUGUUGGAAGCCCUGAAGGGCGUUUUCAUCACAGACUCUCUAAAGCAAGCUGUUGGCCAUGAAGCCAUUAAGCUGCUGGUGAACGUGGAUGAAGAAGACUACCAGGCCGGCAGGAGGAAGUUGCUGAGAAACCUGGUGGCGGGAGGAGCGAGCAUGGGCAGCAAGGAGGGUCCCUUGUCCUAGUGGUGGGAUCGACUAUUGUCGGUAAGUGGAAAAAAUUCAGAAAGACCGUGAUGAGGAGAGAUUUGGACACUAAUGAGAAGGUAUAAAUGGAGGUUUGGGGACACAGGAAGUAAGGAAUGUAAACAGAAAAAGACGUGACUCUUAAGAUGAAGGUGCUCUAAAAGAGGCCGGGUAUUGUGUCUUCAGCUAACAAUGAUGGUUAAAGAAUGUUGUGGAAAGUUGUGUUAUUUCUAUUUUUAUUUUGAGUAUCUCAAGUUGUGGAAAUAAAACAUGAAGGGGGAAGUAUCGGACAAAGGCAUUUUAUUUAUUUGGUCUUUUCCUGCAUAAAUAACACGAAUGCUUUUGUUUUAAGAUUAUGUGUUUUUUUUCCAUUUCUAUCAAGUCUUGUUACAGCCAUGUACUUUUAGUGAAAUUCUCCUGCCUAGAUGUUCAUCUCAUUAAGAUUAACAAGGUUGCAUAACAUUUUAUACAAAACUGAUUUGCCUUUAAGAUGCCAGCUGAAACAUUGCUUAAACUCUUCCCUUUCCAUACAGUCCGAAUCCAUUUGAAGUUCUUGUCAUCUGGAACAUUUGAAUGUUUCCUCUUCAUGUGACCUCACAAAGCAGAAUCUCCAGAAUGAACCUUCCGCAUAAAAAAGUAAAUAAAAAUCACACAAGUUUCAAAACACACGGCAACAUUUUAGCUUCACUAUACUACUUGAAACAGAGCAAGAUCUCAAUUUCUGUAUUGAAGUUGUUGCACAUUUGGGUUUGUUUAAUGUUGUGGGGUGCGGUGGAUAUCAAAAUCUGAAUCUGUUGAAUCUUCUGGAUGGCUUGGUUGGAGAUUGUGUUUUGAUCUUGCAUGUCCCUGUAAUUUUUUUGUUGACUAUGAAAAAACACUCAAGUUGGCAAAUAUCCCCUCCAUUUGAAAUUUGCAUAUUAAUAUUUGCUCUUUGUCAAGAUUUUCCCAAAAUGAUUAGGACUACUUAUAACCGUCAUUAUUACUGAUUCACAAAUUCAGCAUAAAUGUCUGGACAGAAAGUGGUUGUAAUACAGAAAAGAUUGGCUUUGUGAAGGCAGUUUAUGUGACAGAAGUAUUUGACCAAGGCUUUGUUUAAUUUUUACAAAUGGGUUUAUUGGUUCUGUCAUAAAUUAAUUUGUAGAGUUUUGGGAUGCAAGAAAGGUUUUCUCACUUGCAAUAAUGCCACACACCUGACAGAAGCUAAACCUUUCUGUUUUUUAUUUUUCAUGUCAUUUUGUGGUGCUUUGUUAUUGUUUUUUUUUUUAGAUGUGCUGUAUUUAAUAUAAUUUAUAAAAAAUGUGUUAUGAGGAAAGACUUCUGCCAGGUGUUGAAAUAAUCUGCCCAAUCUGUCCAACAAGCCUUCAUGCAGUUUAAAGUGAUGUGUAACACAAAACGUGCCAACCUGAAACGCAACCUGGGUUUAAACAUGACUGAAAAGGAACAAUAUUGUCUGAGCAACAAACAAUCGUAGGAAAAUGUAAUUUGAUUUGAAAUCUUUUCGCUGUACUUUUAAAAUACCAAAGCUGUUUCCUUUCUCUCUUCCUAUUCUCAUUCAUUCUUUCCCAUUUCUCCAUCUUCUAAAAUAUAAAGAAACUGUUGAAAAUUUAAAGAAAAAUGGUGACUUGUGGGGUAGAGUGAAACAUUUAUGAGUUUUAGAGUGAGACGUUAGUUGUGGAUCGAUGAAUGAUACUGCUAUAAUUAUUACAGAAGGAAAAAAGCAUUUUUUGUAAUGUUUUCCUAUUGGAACUAAACAAAGUUACAGACUGGUAUCUAUUAUAUAGGUUACAUGUUCUAUUGAUUGUGUUCAAGUGUUUGUCUUUAUAUCUUGCAUGUAUAUGACAUUGAUCCCCUUACAUAUCACACAGUGAAAAUUGAGCUGUGGUCUGUAGAUUUGAAAUAUCUAGACAUUUCUAACCUUUUUUAUACUUUGUUUUUCAUAGAGAAAGAAAUGGGAUUGCUACUUUUUGGAGAGGUGAGAUGAGUAUUCUCAAAAGUGACACAUUAGAACAGAUGAAGACGGAGCACUUUAUUUUUUACUCUCUCAAGUAUUUCACCUAUCGUAACCAUAUAUAGUAAUACACCAUUCCAAAAUGUAGGAGAUGUUCAACAGCAUCGGCCAUCUGUCGCAUUAUGACUGAUUUCGGAAUCAUUUUAUUUUUGUUGACCAUGCCGGUGGUUGUGUUAAGUGAAACUUAUGUGCAAAAUAGACAGCUGGUUCAUUCAAUGUCUGUACAAAUCAAUAAAACA
Molecule: messenger RNA, 3773 nt
Organism: Triplophysa rosa
Lineage: Eukaryota; Metazoa; Chordata; Actinopteri; Cypriniformes; Nemacheilidae
Gene: dedd
Product: death effector domain containing
Exons: 5
Coding region: 318-1526 (402 amino acids)
Biological process (GO): extrinsic apoptotic signaling pathway via death domain receptors; apoptotic process; regulation of apoptotic process
Cellular component (GO): nucleolus
Molecular function (GO): protein binding; DNA binding
Source: RefSeq, a predicted model, not a curated record